Molecule: messenger RNA, 734 nt
Organism: Paramecium pentaurelia
Lineage: Eukaryota; Ciliophora; Oligohymenophorea; Peniculida; Parameciidae
Source: the annotation of a GenBank genome assembly
UAUGGCAGAUACGAUUAUAAAUUUUACAGAAUUGUAAAGUGAAUACAAAGAUAUGGCCUAAAUGAUCAUCCAAAACUUUGAAGCUACAUGUUUUGAUUAGAGAAUGGAUGCCUUUCUUCAAGGAAUGCUCAAUAAAGAUUGGGUAUAGGCUAUGACUAAUAGUCAUACUCUAAAGGGAUCUGCAGGGUAAAAGUUAAAUUACUACCCAGUUACAUCAAGGCUGGCCCAUUUAUAGAUACUAUAAAGAUUUUUUAGUAGUUUGUCAAAGAUCAUUGCAUACUUAUUUAAUAUCCUGAUAACCAGCCUGCUACUGUAGAUAGGCCACAAUAUCGUUUGAAAGAUGAAUUUGAUGAUGAAAAAAAAUUGUAGGCGUAUGAAUAUUUCCAUCCUAUAAUUGAAUAAGCACGAUUGCUCAAAUUAGAAAUGUCUAAAUACUCUGGUUCAAAUGUUUCUGAUAAUAUCUUUCUAGCUGAAGGUAUAAAAUAUAUGCAGUAUUUCAAGGAGAGAAGAUUAAGAAAAUGCAUGAAGAACUAAAAUAACAGAUUGAAGUUCAAAGAAGACCUUCAAUAAGGCAGAGUCAAAAAACAAUUCAAACUUAAUAGCAAAUCAAUUCUAUAGUUCCAGAUGCAGGUUCUAAAUAAGGGCCAAUGACUUAAUCAGUCUUAGAUGUUGUUGUUGUGGAUCAACCAUAAGGUGGAAACAGUUCAUGUUGUGAUAAAUGUGCAAUUUUCUGA